AUGGCCGACAGCAACACAUCCCCCCUCAAAAUAGCUCUGGUGGCCGAGCAGAGGUCGACGUACCUCAAGCUUGGCUACACCAACGAAGAGUGUGCCGCGCUGACGCACGACGGUGAAGUCAAGGCUGUUGCGGCCGCGCUCCAAGACCUGGGCCACGACGUCACCCUCGUCCCGGGGGUCUCGUCGCUCGUCGAGCACCUCGCGGCCGGGCGUCACAAGAACUGGGACCUGGCCUUCAACAUGGCCCAAGGCUUCCACGGGCCCGCGAGGGAGGCGCACGUCCCGGCACUCCUGGAGGCCUUUCUGAUCCCGUACACGUUUUCCGACGCCGCAACCAUGGCGCUGUGUCAGAACAAGGCAAACACAAAGAUCAUCCUGGAGCAUCACGGCGUCCCCAACGCCCCCUUCAUGGUCAUCCCCAGCGAGCACCUGAGCCUCUUGAACCAUGCCACGCUGCCCCCCAAGUAUCCCCUCUUCGUCAAGCCCGCCACCGAGGGCUCGUCCAAGGGCAUCGACAGGUUCAACAAGGUCAACAACUACGCGGAGCUGGAGCUGGCCGUCCAGAAGCUCAAGGCCAAGUUCCCCGGCCAGGACAUCCUGGUCGAGUCGUUCCUGUCCGGGAGGGAAUUCACGGUGAGCAUCCUCGGCACCGGGCCCUGCAGCCGCGUCAUCGGCAUCAGGGAGCACAUCUGGCAGACGGUGCCCGAGAACGGCAACGGCUACCAGGCCACGCAGGAGUUUGCCUGCUGGAAGAGCAAGCUCAGCGAGGGGUGUCUGCUGCGCUACAACGACGCCCACGACAUGGACGACGCCCACGUCAAGGCCGCGUGCCAAGUCGCCCUGGACACUUGGACGGCGCUGGGCUGCCGCGACGCCGGCCGCGUCGACAUUCGCUUCAGCUCCGACGAUGCCAACGGCGUCCCGAACGUACUGGAGGUGAACCCCAUUGCCGGCCUGCUUCCGGGCCACUCGCCGCUUCCAGCGAGCGCCGAGGAGAACGGGCUCUCGUUCGAGGCGCUGUUGACCGCCAUCCUCGAGAGCGCUCUCAGCCGCAGUGUUCCAGACAGUUCCGCUUGGGGUCCUUGA
Molecule: messenger RNA, 1086 nt
Organism: Metarhizium brunneum ARSEF 3297
Lineage: Eukaryota; Fungi; Ascomycota; Sordariomycetes; Hypocreales; Clavicipitaceae
Gene: ddl
Product: D-alanine--D-alanine ligase
Biological process (GO): peptidoglycan biosynthetic process
Molecular function (GO): ATP binding; D-alanine-D-alanine ligase activity; metal ion binding
Source: RefSeq, a predicted model, not a curated record